Molecule: messenger RNA, 2158 nt
Organism: Cucurbita moschata (crookneck pumpkin)
Lineage: Eukaryota; Viridiplantae; Streptophyta; Magnoliopsida; Cucurbitales; Cucurbitaceae
Exons: 13
Coding region: 609-1862 (417 amino acids)
Source: RefSeq, a predicted model, not a curated record
UUUUCUUUUUCAUCGUCCUGUUUCGAUGUCUUUUUCUUUUUUCUUUCUUUCUUUCUUUCUUCUCGCAAUUGAAGGAAGGGAAAGAACCAUGUUGUGCCACGAUUGUGGUUUACUUUGGCGUAUAUCUUUUGUUUCGUUUGGAGUCUGAAGACGUUGAAUGAGUUCAGGAUUAUAUAUAUGUGUGUGUGUGUGUGUGUGUUUGAAUGUGUUUCCAUCUGCUUUUUGUUUUCGUUCAUCUUUGCCCGUUUUUCUGAUCUCAUCGCAUGAAGGCGGGGAAGGUUUUAAUCUUAGAAAAGUUGCGGUAGUUCAUAUUUUUGGCGCCACUCUGUUUCUUUGGAUGAUUUUCUGUUUUGGAUUUCUUUUUAUAUGAAGUAGACAGGGAAACGAGUGGGGAAAUCUUAGCAAUAAGAACUCAGAAAUCUCUUAGCAAAUCAGCGCUUGUGAAUAUUUAGAAUAAUAAAAAAAAAUAAAAUAAAAUAAAAACCGAGUUUCUCUGUGUAUUUCUUCAUUUUUCCUCCUUCAGUUAUUGUAAUGAUUAUAUUCUCUCACUCUCUCGCUAACUCUGUUCUACUCAGAUUGAAGAUUGAAGUCAUACUGGUUGGAAGCAAAUGGGGCUAUUUCAAAGCUCAAAUCCCAUUUGCCCCAACAACCAGCACUGUUCGGAAUGGGUAAAGAAGAAUAUGAAAUACUGCUUCUGCAGUACGAAAGAUGGAGUUUCUCUCACUCUGGGAUUGAUUAGUGUUAUUAGUUGGGGUAUAGCGGAGAUACCCCAAAUCAUUACAAAUUGCAGGGAAAAAUCUUCCGAGGGCCUGUCUUUGGCUUUCUUGCUAACAUGGAUACUGGGAGAUCUUUUCAAUGUCUUUGGCUGCAUACUCGAACCAGCAACACUUCCAACUCAAUAUUACAUGGCAUUGUUGUAUACGAUCACAACACUGAUUCUGACUACACAGACCAUAUACUAUGGGUACAUAUAUCCUCGAAUGAAAGAUCAUCGAAGACAGUGCAAGAUUGAUACAUGUGAUAAAGUCCAACAAAGCUAUGGCGGUGUUGAUGUUAAGCAAAUCAACAAUGACGAUGACAUGAACAAGUUCAACACUUUUGGAAGAGAGAAUGGUUCCACUAGUCCUAUGCCUCUUCCUAUGCCUCGACGAAAUAGUUCCCUGGGAAGAGAGCUAUACUUCACGUCAGCAAGAUCUCUAUCGUGGAGUCAUACUCCCACAACAGGGUCUUUUUUAACACAAAAAAUGACUCCUCCUUAUAUUCAGAACCCCUUGCAAGAGCCGCUGCUUGAUGGAAAUGAACCAUCACCAUCACCAUCUUCAACACCUCCCAAUGUCAAGAAUAUGCUGUCUGUGGUCUUCAUGUUGACUUUCUUUGGCACACUCAGUCUCCAUCAAUUUGCAGAAAACAGAUUUCGUAGUGUCUCAGAUAAUCCGAAUAAAGGAUUUGUCAUACCAGUAGGUAGAAAGCUUUUACAGGUUACUGGCGAGCUGUUGCAAAAUAAUGGCAGUGAAGGAAGCAGUGGAAUUGGAACUUACCUUGGUUGGGCAAUGGCAUUUAUAUAUAUGGGUGGGCGACUUCCUCAAAUUUGCUUGAAUAUAAGAAGAGGACAUGUUGAGGGUCUUAGUCCUUUAAUGUUCAUUUUUGCUUUAAUUGGAAAUUCCACUUAUGUAGCGAGUAUACUUGUGAGCAGUACAAGCUGGUGGAAGAUCAAACCAAAUCUUCCAUGGCUAGUAGAUGCAUUUGGAUGUGUUCUUCUCGACACAUUUAUACUAAUACAAUUUAUCUAUUUCCACUACCGGGUACAUCGAGUUGAAGAUAAUAGCCUCGCGCUUCCAAAUGAAGCUUGGAAUCGCCCAUGACAAGGAAAUGAUGUGAUUGCUAAGGUAAUUCGUCUCGGCCCCGUUGAAGCUGAAAUGCACGCAUAAACUUUCAUAGCUCCUCCGUGCAAUCGUACGCAAGCUUACUCGGCCACAUUAAGAGGCAGUUUUGCUGGCUCUCGGCUUGAAACACACGGAUGCAUAUUGGUUUCUCAUUUUUUCUUUUAAAGUUUCGAGGAUUUGAUGUUUGAUUUCUCCAAGUUUAUGUCUCCCCCCAAAUUAGCAUCACAAAUCUGGACUCUAUUUGCUCAUCACUUUUUUACUAUUAUCUUAACUAU